GGCCACCCAAGCGCUCUCCUGUUCCAUCCACCGAAGGCACAGUUACUGCUGGGACCCCGAGAAGCAACCCUCCGCCCCGGGGCGCGAUCCUCCGAGCGGCGGCGGCAGCGGCUGUUGCUAAGGCAGGGGGACGCGCGGGGAAGCGGCCCGGAAGGCUAGAGGGGGGGCUGACCUCUCCAACAACCCUCCCCCCGGGAAGGCGCACCCCGAAACCGCCGCGACCCCUCGAGCACCGCCCGGAAAGGACUGUGUGUGUGUGUGGGGGGCGCCAAGGGCAGAUACGAGCGCCCGGAUCUCCGCAGCACCCCGAGGAGGAACCCAGCUCCCCUCGCUCUCCCCAGCGCGCGCCCCGGGGAUGGAGCCGCAGGCCGGCGGCGCCCGGAGCUGCCGGCGAGGGACCCCCGGUGGUGCCUGCGAGCUGGGCCCGGCGGCCGAGGCGGCGCCCAUGAACCUGGCCAUCCACAGCACCACGGGCACCCGCUACGAGCUGUUGGUGCCGUCCGACGAGACGGUGGAGGGGCUGCGCCGGCGGCUGUCCCAGCGCCUCAAAGUGCCCAAGGAGCGCCUGGCGUUGCUGCACCGCGACACCCGGCUCAGUUCGGGGCAGCUGCGAGAGUUGGGCGUGGGGAAUGGCAGUAAAUUGACGCUCGUGCCCACCGUGGAAGCGGGACUCAUGUCCCAGGCCUCCCGGCCCGAGCAGUCAGUCAUGCAAGCACUGGAGAGUCUCACGGAGACGCAGCCCCCAGCAGUGCCCGGGCCAGGCCGGGCUGGCCAAGGAGGUUUCCGGAAGUACAGAUUCAUUUUAUUUAAGCGUCCAUGGCACCAACAGGGAGCCCAGAGCCCAGAGAGGGGCGGCGAGAGGUCCCAGGUUAGUGACUUCCUGUCUGGCCGCUCACCGCUGACCCUGGCCCUGCGAGUGGGGGACCACAUGAUGUUUGUCCAGCUGCAGCUGGCCGCCCAGCACACCCCGCUCCAGCACCGCCACGUGCUGGCCGCUGCAGCCGCCGCGGCUGCUGCCGCUCGUGGAGAAGCCAGCGUGAGCACCCCCGUGGCCUCUCCAUGCCGGCCAGUGUCCAGCACUGCCCGAGUCCCCCCAGUGCCCGCCAGCCCUGCCCCCACGCCCGUCACAGCCGGUUCCUUCCGUUCCCACGCAGCGUCCUCCUCCUGCCCCGAGCAGAUGGAUUGCUCUGUUGCCACCAGCAGCAGCGUCAGCCCUGGGGCGGCCAGCACCUCUUCCAGCCAGGGGAGCAGCAGUCCUACCGCCGCCGCUGCCACCCGCUCCCGCAAACCCGGGGCUGUCAUUGAAAGCUUCGUGAACCACGCCCCGGGGGUCUUCUCAGGGACCUUUUCUGGCACGUUACACCCCAACUGCCAGGACAGCAGCGGGCGGCCGCGGAGGGACAUUGGCACCAUCCUACAGAUCCUCAACGACUUGCUCAGCGCCACACGGCACUACCAGGGCAUGCCUCCCUCGCUCACCCAGCUCCGCUGCCACGCGCAGUGCUCGCCCACUGCGCCCAGCCCCGACCUCACCCCCAAAGCUACCUCCUGCGAGAAGCUGGCGGCCGCCCCCCCAUCCUCCUCGCUGCUGCAGGGCCAGAGCCAGAUCCGCAUGUGCAAGCCCCCGGGAGACCGGCUGCGGCAGACAGAGAACCGGGCCACACGCUGCAAGGUGGAACGGCUACAGGUGCUGCUGCAGCAGAAACGCCUGCGCAGGAAGGCCCGGCGGGACGCCCGAGGCCCCUACCACUGGCCACCCAGCCGCAAGGCCGGCCGCAGCGACAGCAGCAGCAGCAGUGGCGGCGGAGGAGGCCCCGGCGAGGCCGCUGGCCUGGGCCUGGACUUCGAGGAUUCCGUCUGGAAGCCUGAAGUGAACCCGGACAUCAAGUCCGAGUUUGUGGUGGCCUAGGCUCAAACACCUCCCCUCCCCACCAGCCAGGGCCGGGCCGUGCAAGGGGCAGCCUCUCUCUCUCUCUCCCUCCCUCUCUUUCUCUUCCUCUCUUUCUCCCUCCGUGGCUCCCUGUGGAGUUGGCCUCCUGCCACAGGCUCCCCACCCACCCAGCCUUUCCCAGCUGGCUGACCCCAGGAAGCCACCCCCACCCAACCCCUUCCGAUCUGCCGUCCCACCAACACCGCCAACACCACCACCUGAUUCAGGUUCUAAGUCAGAAACGGACACGCCUCACAAUGCACUUUACAGAAAAGGGGAGGCCCUCGCAGUGAGCGGCCUGCACCCGGCCACGGCCGCCAGGGCCCACCCAAAGCACCGCGUGGCAGCCGCGUCUUUUCCUCUUUUUUUUUUUUUUUCUCUGUGUUUUUUUUUUUUUUUUUUCCCACUGUCCCCUUUCCUUCCUGGGAGAAACGAAGCUGCAGGAGGGGCCCGCCCUCCUGGCCUGGCCCGGCUAUUUAUAUAAUAAGACUAUGAGCUUUCCAACUGAGCCAUUGUGGUUGGGGGGGGGAUCUGGAAAAAGUGGGAGAGGAAUUGUGGCAAGGCACGCCUGCCCACUGCCUACCCAGAUGGCUGGUCUCCCGAGGGACCUACCCCGGUGGGCGCGGUGGGCCUCUGGCGGCCUCCGCUGUGAAAGGCCCCAGCUGAGGGCCACGCUGUAGCAUUAGCCCCUGAGGGGGGUCCGCUGCUGGUCUAACUUGGACCCACCCCCAGUCAGUGCCCAGGCCUGGGGGUGGGACCCUCCCCCCUUACUUGGGGCCAUGUCAGUAGGGGUGGAGUUUUAUGUGGGUCCCCCUUCACAUUCUGUUCCUUUUUUUUUUUUUUUUUUAAUGAUCCUGGGAUGUUGGGGUUCCCCCCCCACACCUGUUUGUCACAGUCUGGCCCUAGAGGAGUUUGUGAAUGAACUUGUGUUGCCUAGAGUUCUGUACAUUUGUGUGGGGGGGUGGGUAGGGAGGGGUCACAGUGGAUGGAGAUGGAGGGUUCGGUUCAUUUUUUUGUGUUUUUUUUUUUUAAAGGAAAGAAAAAAGGGGGUGGGUUUGUUUUUUUGAGAAAUUGUCUUGGAUACUUAUUUAAAUGUGUUUUUUUAAAAUGAUUUUUAAAUAACCCUGUGUGUGCCUGUGAGGGCUCUCCCUCCACCCCAAGAAAGCAUUACCCGCCCCUUGGGGUGUGGGGCUGGGGGGGGGUGGCUGGCACUCCGUGUGCAUUUCCUGUACCAACACAGGAUUGAGAAACUUAGAAGCAGCAGUGCAACUUCCAGUAAUAAAACAAAAUACCACAGGA
Ochotona curzoniae (black-lipped pika) is the source of this 3229-nucleotide messenger RNA. It is a transcript of the gene MIDN, whose product is annotated as midnolin. NCBI's taxonomy places the organism in Eukaryota, Metazoa, Chordata, Mammalia, Lagomorpha, Ochotonidae. The record is from RefSeq and is a predicted model, not a curated record. Gene Ontology annotation, cellular component: nucleus. Gene Ontology annotation, molecular function: protein binding. The transcript is spliced from 9 exons. Bases 356 to 1909 code for a protein of 517 amino acids.